Molecule: messenger RNA, 834 nt
Organism: Necator americanus (New World hookworm)
Lineage: Eukaryota; Metazoa; Nematoda; Chromadorea; Rhabditida; Ancylostomatidae
Exons: 3
Coding region: 1-834 (277 amino acids)
Source: RefSeq, a predicted model, not a curated record
AUGUUGUGUGCGCCGGUUAAACUUCAGAAGACAUCUCUCAAGAGCUCUGUGGGUAGAACUGUCGAGUCGAAGAGAUGGUCACGAAGAUCCUGUUCCGUCAGUUGCCCCGGCUCUAAGCCCAGUCGAACUGCUGGUCGAGUCGACUCCAGCCCCGGCUCCAGGCCCGGUCGAACUGCUGGUCGAGUCGAUUUUUGCUCAAGAACUCCAGCCCCGGCUCUUAGCCCGAUCGAACUGCUGGUCGAGUCGACUCCAGCCCCGGCUCCAAGCCCGGUCGAAUUGCUGAAGUCGAUUUCUGGUACAAGGACUCUAGCCGUUCCAACAGCACCCGUCGCCACGGCCGAAUUCGUCACAAAUUCUCUAUCGACACGCUUGCCUGAGUUCGUGUACGAUCCGGAAAAUGGUUGUACAUUCGAGGUCUGGUACAACCGCUACGAGGAUGUAAUCUCAAAAGACGGUGCUAUGUUGGACGAUGCAGUAAAAGCUCGACUAAUCGUCUCCAAACUCGACGCCGUCACAUAUGCCCAAUUCACGAACCAUAUUCUCCCUAAAAGAGCAUGCGAUGUGCCCUUAACGGACACCGUGGUUGUUCCGAAGGAAUUGUUCGGACAUAAGAUGUCAGUAUUCGAGAGACGCUACGCUUACCUCAAAACACAGCGAAAUGAGGAAAGUCUCCGCGACUACACCGGAUUGGUCAAUCAGCGCCAUGCCAUGGCUGAAUUCAAUGACGUCACACCUGAGCAGAUGAAAUGCCUCGUAUGGAUAUGUGGACUUGGCGCCCCGCAACAUGCCGAUGUACGCGCUCGUGCCCUUCGCAAGAUGGAGGACAACCCUUAA